AUGAAGGUGACCCUGUGCUCCGGCCUCCCCCUCGCCCUGGCGGUGACCUGCUGCCUGUGCCGGCCAGCGGCCCCGGGCACCGCGGGGGACCCUCACCAGCACCCCAACAGCCUGGCCCGGCGGGACUGGCCCGGGUACCUGUCCCAGGAGCAGCAGCACCUCCUGUCCCAGUUCCUGCCCCAUGUCCUCACAGAGUUGAACAACCACAAGGACUACGUGCAGGGGGUCGAGGGGGUGGAGGCCCUGCACGACUACUACUACCCCGACUGGAUGGACUUCGGCCGCCGCAGCGCUGAGGACGCGGCCAAUGCCGUUUAG
Molecule: messenger RNA, 318 nt
Organism: Acanthisitta chloris (rifleman)
Lineage: Eukaryota; Metazoa; Chordata; Aves; Passeriformes; Acanthisittidae
Product: gastrin/cholecystokinin-like peptide
Exons: 2
Coding region: 1-318 (105 amino acids)
Cellular component (GO): extracellular region
Molecular function (GO): hormone activity
Source: RefSeq, a predicted model, not a curated record